This is a messenger RNA of Didymodactylos carnosus, 462 nucleotides long. NCBI's taxonomy places the organism in Eukaryota, Metazoa, Rotifera, Eurotatoria, Philodinida, Philodinidae. The record is from the annotation of a GenBank genome assembly.
AUGAACAAUUUGAUUGGCAAUGGACGCUGGGAUUAUGUUUUGGUAUAUUUGGACGAUAUCGUGAUAUUUUCUAAAAGCCGUGACGAUCACUUAAAACAUAUCUCCGAAAUUCUCUCAAUUCUUCAUGAAGCUAAUUUUCAACUAAAUCCUGACAAAUGUACCAUCAUGACUACAAAAUUAGAGUUUCUCGGACAUACCAUCACUGAACAACAAAUAACACCAUCUCAAGAUCGUAUACAAGCAAUCUUGAACAUAGAAGAACCAAGGACGUUAAAACAAGCAAACAGAUUUAUUGGAAAAAUGAAUUGGUAUCGGAAGUUUAUACCACAUUUUGCCGACAUGGCGGCUCCAAUUCACCGCGUAACAAAUAAAACUAAGAACAAACGACGUGAAUUUUAUUGGGGACCAGAACAAACAACAGCCUUUCAUCACCUUAAACGAAUCCUCGUUACUCAACCAUGA